AUGGGAAAUCAGAAUCAUCAGCAUCAGCAUCAGGUGGUGAAAGUGAGGAGAGAAACGAUUGCAGCAUGCAUGACAUGUCCUCUCUGCAAUAAGUUACUUCGAGAUGCCACUACCAUAUCUGAAUGUCUACAUACGUUCUGCAGGAAGUGUAUAUAUCAGAGGAUAUCGGAUGAAGGAUUAGAUAGCUGCCCGAUAUGCAAUAUCAAUCUGGGUUGUAUUCCAUUGGAAAAAUUAAGGCCAGAUCACAACUUGCAAGAUGUGAGGUCCAAGAUUUUUCCAUACAAAAGAAGAAAGGUAGAGGCACCUGAAGUUGCCGAGUCAGUUACAUUACCAGUAACUAGAAGAAAGGAGAGGUCACUCUCAUCAUUGGUAGUCAGCACUCCUAAAGUUUCCACACAGACUAGUACAACAGGAAGAAGAACGAAACCUUUUCCAAGAAAGGCUCAUCCUUUACGAGGUUCCAGUUUUCCAAUUGAGAAACCCAUUAAAAAGGAACACGAUCCUGUUGAAGAUAGUCCAGAGAGCUCAAGUUCACCUGAAACUCCAAAAAAAUUCAAUCAGAAUACACGGCAGAAUUCUUCCUCUGCUGAACCUAGCCAACCUGCUCCUGAUGAUGAAGCCGAGAAUGGGGCCGAACCAAGGGAUGGGAAAUCAGAUCUCUGGCAACCUUUAAAUUUUUUGGUGGAAGUUGCAAACAGAACCAAGUCAUUCAAGUCUAGUCCACAAGUUAAUGAUGCUAAAUUAGAAUCUCGACCUGUCCGUGCCAGUGAACCGCAAGUUCUUAAAACAAAAUUUAAGGGAAACAAAGACAAAUCAAAAGUAAAGGAUGAAAAGAGUAAUAUCGAUAAUAUCUCUGAGGGACCAGUGGAACGAAAAAGGUUGCGCAGGAUUCGUCGAAAAAAGGCAGCCUUUGAUGACGUUUCAGGCAUUUCGUCCCCUGCUGUGCUGGACACUGCUGCUGCAAAGCAAGAAAGAAGAAGUGGUCCUGUUUGGUUUUCACUGUUGGCUUCUGAAGAGCAGGAAGGAUAUGCACCCUUGCCACAAAUUCCUUCAAGUUAUUUAAGGCUAAAGGAUGGAAACGUACCUGUUUCUUUCAUCCAGAAGUACUUGAUGAAGAAGCUAGACCUCACUAGUGAAGCUGAGGUUGAGAUCAGAUGCAUGGGAAGACCAGUUAUCCCUACACUACUAUUAUGUAAUUUAGUUGAUCAGUGGCUACAGACAGCACCAAAGUCGGAACAAGUACCAGUAUCUGCUGGUUCCUCGGCAAAGGAUUUUGUGAUGGUGCUGGCCUAUGCUCGAAAGGUCCCAAGCUCAUAA
Messenger RNA from Dovyalis caffra, 1317 nucleotides. NCBI's taxonomy places the organism in Eukaryota, Viridiplantae, Streptophyta, Magnoliopsida, Malpighiales, Salicaceae. The record is from the annotation of a GenBank genome assembly.